Mizuhopecten yessoensis (Yesso scallop) is the source of this 708-nucleotide messenger RNA. RefSeq lists its product as uncharacterized. Bases 131 to 529 code for a protein of 132 amino acids. Lineage: Eukaryota; Metazoa; Mollusca; Bivalvia; Pectinida; Pectinidae. The record is from RefSeq and is a predicted model, not a curated record. The transcript is spliced from 2 exons.
CGUAAUCAUGAAAGAAUAUAUACCCGCGUCAACAGCAUAUAUGAACAGUUAAAGCUCACAAUUUACAGUUAAGAGACGACUUGGUACAUAUCAACAUCAUACACACAUAUUCUGAUCUAGCCGCCGAAAGAUGGCAGUCGAAAUGGUAAAAACACUGAGGCUGUUCCACCACACAACUAAGUAUGGAGCUAAGGGGAUAUUGAAAUCAGGAUGUAUCAAAGCAUCACCUGUUAAGAAGAUUGAUGCCGUAUAUGGUGUCUAUAUGACCAGAUUAGGUCCGGAGAAAAACCAGGAAGAAAUAGCAUGGAAUAAUUACAACGACAAGCCAAUUGGUAUCGCAAAUAAAAUGUUAAAAGCGGGCAAGACGGACGCGAUUAUAGCCAUUGACAUACCAAAAAGGCAGUGUAACAAGAUUGAAUCGGACCGUGACAUUUAUGUUGUAUCGGGAAAUGUCACUAUUGCAGACAAGAAUCCCAAGAUUUAUUUCCGAGAUAAAGAUGGAAAGGCUGAGGAGUAUAAACCCAGUUAGAAACUUUAACCCUUACUUGUCAUCAACAAGUACUUCUUAUGUGCUUUGAAAUACAUACUUUUAUUAAAAUUCGUUACUUUUUAAUUCCUGUCGUUAUAUAAUCACACAUAUUUCCUUUCAAAGUAUUUCAUUUCUUUGAUAAAAUAUAUCCUUGAACUUGAGAGGUAGUCAAUGUUAUU